Paracoccidioides lutzii Pb01 is the source of this 303-nucleotide messenger RNA. RefSeq lists its product as hypothetical. The coding region runs from base 1 to 303 and encodes 100 amino acids. The transcript has a single exon. The record is from RefSeq and is a predicted model, not a curated record.
AUGAUCACCUUGAGCAGACAGUCCUGCUGUUCUUCGAAGCAGAAGUGCUACCAACAGCAUGUUAUUUCACAGCUUGUCUCUGAUGACGGAAGUGAUGAGGAUAAGUAUAUGAAUAUAGAGACCCUUCCACGCAUUACGGCUUCGGAGGCUUUGAAUUUGGUGAAAAGGGUUCGCUUGUAUGAGGAACAGCAGGAUCAGGGAGAUCAGAGUCUAAUUCAACAGCUUAAUUACUAUGAGAGAAGGUUAGGAGCACGGAAGCUUGAAAAUCAGCAGCACCUCCAUAUAGCGGAUUCCUUUAUAUAG